UUUCCAUCUCCCACCCACGUGCGCACUACCUUAUCCACUCCUCUCGCCUCGCAGUCCACACCCAAGCAAAACUUCUCCGCGGGGCACGGAGGAGGCGGCCAUGCGCCGGCGACGAGGUGGGCCGACUGAGAUAUCGAUCAGAUAGGGAGGGGGGUGCCGCUCGGCGUGAGACUCCUCGUCGGCGCCGAGGCGCAGCCAGCGCCAUCCCUCCAAGUUCGGCUAGGGACGCUGCGGCCUUCCUUGCUUGCCGGUUCGCCUGCUCGGGACUCUGUCCUAGCCGGAGUUGCGGCGAAGACGAGGCCAGCGUCUGCGCGGAGGAGCGCCACCGGACCAGCCAUGGGACGACGCACGGCGGAGAUGGGGCGGGCUGCUCUGUCCUUGCCGGAGAUUGUUGCGAGACGGAGACGAGGCAGGCGGCGGCGCCGAGGAGCUCCAGCGGUCCCAACAUCGGACCACCCCAGGCAUUUGUGCUCCCCGACAUGGUCACGAACGCGAGCUGUCCCGCUCCCGCCGGGGUGCUUGGAGAUCCGCGCCGGUGUCCUAGCCAGAGCUUUGCUUGAUCAUGCACCGACCGUCAUUGAUACCACGCAGGAGGAGGUGCAGUGGCUCCUCCAUGACCGGCAGACAGCGGUCGGACAAGGCUGCCGUGGCGGACCAACGCCCUACCACCGCAGGAGGGACGACGACGAUGACAACGGCGGCGGCAUGUACGGCGAUGGUGGCACGGCCGGGCAGGGCAGCCACGCGUACAAGGUGGUUGUCCGGUAGAAGUUGUCGAUUUUUUUUCCAGUAAAAGGCUGAAAUAUCGUUUGUUUAUGUAAAUUGUGACAGAACUUGAAUGAACUUCAUCCAGUUUGAUUGAAUUUCAUCCAGCCUGUUGCAAUGCGGUUUUAAUUGUAUGCGG
Molecule: messenger RNA, 904 nt
Organism: Triticum urartu
Lineage: Eukaryota; Viridiplantae; Streptophyta; Magnoliopsida; Poales; Poaceae
Source: RefSeq, a predicted model, not a curated record